AUGUCGAACAUCUUCGCAGACGCCGCAAUUUUGGGAUUUUAUAUUUCUUUCGAGCCAAGGAGGAUGCAUGUCGAGUUCCGCACAGAGACACAAGCGGUGGAAUACCUGAAGAAGAUCCAGCAGCGGUCGGUUUACACGUCCAACUCCUUAGAAGGCGAGCAAAACGGCAAAGUUUGUUCCUUGCGGCUUCCGUCGAGAAUCAUCAGUGCCAACGUCUGGGGCUCCGAGAUCUACUUGACUUUCAGCGACAAGGAAUUCGCCAAUGACUGGGUGAAGGGGUUAUUGAUCUGGGUGUUCCGGAAGAAUCACGAUGGAACUGAGAGCGAGACCAAUGUCUGCCUCUGCCGUGCCGCCACCAACAAGCAGCUCAACAGGGCGUUGGAGAUCUCGGAGCACGAAGGGGCGAAAGAAUCCGGCGUUUCUCACAAGCCGAGUAGUACCAUCAGGCCCAAACUGCCUCGAGCCGCUACAACAUCAGCUACUAGCAAAACCAAGGAACGAAGUCGAUAG
Chaetomium globosum CBS 148.51 is the source of this 510-nucleotide messenger RNA. RefSeq lists its product as uncharacterized. Bases 1 to 510 code for a protein of 169 amino acids. The record is from RefSeq and is a predicted model, not a curated record. Lineage: Eukaryota; Fungi; Ascomycota; Sordariomycetes; Sordariales; Chaetomiaceae. The transcript has a single exon.